AUGGCUGCUCGCACUGGCUGUGUGAUUAGGGACUAUCGGGGACACUCACUUGGGGGUGAAUCUAGAUCCUGUAUUUUAUCCUCCCCUAAAGAGACGGAAGCAUUGGUAGUUCUUAUGGGACUUAAUUUAGCUGCGAAGUUGGAUCACCAAAAUAUUGUGGUUGAAUGUGAUGCGAAGAUCGUUGUGGAUUGCAUUACAAAGAAAAGAACAAUGGCUAGCUGGAAGAUUUUCCCUAUCCUCACGGCGAUUUGGAGAAAGGCUCAAGAAUUCCAGUAUGUCCAAUGGAACUGGGUGCCAAGAUUGGCAAAUCAAGCUGCCCAUGCUGCAGCAAAGGUGUCAAACGCGAGGGUGGGUAAUGUUGUGAAAUUAUUGCAAGCGCACAAUUCGUACAAGUAA
Prunus armeniaca (apricot) is the source of this 396-nucleotide messenger RNA. The record is from the annotation of a GenBank genome assembly. Lineage: Eukaryota; Viridiplantae; Streptophyta; Magnoliopsida; Rosales; Rosaceae.